Messenger RNA from Aspergillus campestris IBT 28561, 1233 nucleotides. RefSeq lists its product as uncharacterized. The transcript has 4 exons. Lineage: Eukaryota; Fungi; Ascomycota; Eurotiomycetes; Eurotiales; Aspergillaceae. The record is from RefSeq and is a predicted model, not a curated record. The coding region runs from base 250 to 1233 and encodes 327 amino acids.
CCCUGAUACCUAUGUUUUCACUGAGAUCUAUCUUAGUGAUUGGUGGAGUCUUUUGAUCAAGUAACUAAUAAAUGUAUGUGAAUCUAUUCUUCCAACUUCCAGAAAGGAAGAUAACUGUGAAGAGCCAAAUAACUGGAAGUCAGUGAAGUGUUUCAGCUGGCUUCAAUUGGGACUUCCUGUUAUUCAACCUCUUCAUCUCACCCGCUCCCUCCUCUUCUGUUCAAUCUUCAGCUACUUCAGACCAUCAUCAUGUCGUUUCCCACGCCUGUUCCUCUCGCCCAGAGAUCUGAGGCUCAACACACGAUGAUCGAGCCCUCGAAAACAUCUCAUGCCCUGCCCUUUUCACGUAUGCUUUUCCUGUACUCGCUGGCGGAUGAAGACUGGGAAGCAAAAGCGUGCCAGCAGUUCUUCGAGGCGGCCACUGCACUGAUGGGUUAUGGCGCGCCAGAGCUUACCCUGACUGCCUACGUGCAACUCGGGGCUGUGGAUGGAGCCAGUGGUUCCGGAUCCGUGCAGAUUGAAAUUGCUUUCAGCAAGACUCAACUCCAGGGUUGCCUGACACGCCUUGCAUCGGCAAUCAUGGACGGCAUCAAGGUGUUUCUUGUAUCUCUGUCCGGAGGUUCGACCUUGCAGGUGCAGUGCAAUAUCCGUGGCGCAGAUUUAUCUGCAGCCGUGACCCCUCUCAUAGACAGGCAGCGGAAAUGGAUCCAUGAGGGUCUACUGGUUCCAAAGUUUGACGAUAAAGUCAAGUUUACAGACUUGUCGCUCCAACCACCAGAGGACUAUGCCAAAGUCUGUGUACAGGCUCCGAACAAAAGUCCAUCUGCUGCCGACAUCGUGCACCCGGGUCGUACCCGUAUUCCUCCACGGCCCUUGCAGCUUGCCCUGGCCGACACUGCCGAAGCUUCCAGCGCACAGCCAUCCUCCACCUCAUCGGCCACCGAGCCUGCCAUGCAUAGCUCGGCUUCUGUUAUGCCCUCUCUCUACGAUGGUAAUCUCCUGCGCCGGAUAUGCCCGGCUCAUCUCAUGGGCGCCUCUUGCGAGCACGAAGACUUCUCAGGUGUGAAUUGUGAUCGGCUUACAUCGAGGGUUACGAAUGCCGAGGGGCCACGUGCCUAUACCUCCACGGCAUUCCCAGAUCUUGCUAUCGAGCAGUCUGGGAUCGCGAAUGUGAUGCGUGUGACCGUGCUCAUGACUACCUCAAUGACAGGCGAGCUAAUGCAGAGGAUUUGA